Messenger RNA from Contarinia nasturtii (swede midge), 4043 nucleotides. RefSeq lists its product as uncharacterized. NCBI's taxonomy places the organism in Eukaryota, Metazoa, Arthropoda, Insecta, Diptera, Cecidomyiidae. The transcript is spliced from 7 exons. The record is from RefSeq and is a predicted model, not a curated record. Bases 1698 to 3167 code for a protein of 489 amino acids.
GUGCAAAAAAUAGAUAUUUCAAGCGAGCAUUCAAUUGUUAGACGAACCAUGUCGAGCAACAAGAUGUCAAAUAAAUUAAUUGCACAAACAUUGUAACAACGUUUUGAUUGCUGUUCAAAUGGAAUCCAAAAUUUCGUGACUGCAUUUUUGGCAUACGUUCAAUAUUGCAUAAAUAUCAUGUGGCGAUGGUGUCGUUGGCAUGAUGCACUCGUUCAAGUAGAAAAAAAAAGUGAAAAACUUUUAAAAUCACGUUUAUGAAAAAGUCGAUCGGCGAAGUGGGCAUUUUAAAUAGUUGUGCCUCCGUUCCACCUUGCACAUUCAAAGCAACUCAUCAGACGGAUAUAUCCAUCGAUAUUAAAAGACAUAAGGAUAUUCUAUUUGCAUUUUUUUUUUCGCUUCAAUUGUGUUGUGCCAUUUUCUGUGCAACUGUGAAGUGGUGCUCAUUACAUAUUAACUUUGUUACAAUAAUAAUAGACACUUUUUUGUAGCAAUGCAAACAACAAUGUGAUUCAGUGUGGAAAACAGAAUUGACUGUUCUCAUUUUCGAAACAAUAAUCGUUGUAGUAGUAAUAAUAACAAUAAUAAUAAUAAUAAUAAAGAAAACCAAACAUUGCAUAACCAUAUUUAAAUAGGUGCAAAAUGCGAUUGUGAGACAGCAUAAGACAGUGUGCAAAAUUGAAAUAUAAUCUAAAUUUCAAACAAGUCGAUAUAGAAUACCUUUUUUUUAUUCAACUCUGAUCCAUUUGGUGAAAUCAAAUUUGUGACCAAAGUUCAAUAAAUAUUGCAUUAAUAUUUCAAGUGUGCCAAUAAAAAAUUACGAAUGAAACCAAAUGAAUAGUAAUUUAGAUAAAAUAGAAUGCAAAAGGAAGAAUUCAUUGGAUUUGUUACUGCCCUCACUAAAAAUCAAUAGUGCACUCAUUCUUUGGAUGUAGUUUCAUGGAAUAGACGCAAAUAAAGAGAGACAAUAAAAAAGUAUAUGAAAAGAAUGGAAAAAGAUGCAAACAAGUAAAAAAAAAUGUUGAACAAAAAAAUGCCAACAAAACCAAUUCAUAGCGCUGCAUGAGAGACACAUUCCAAGGGACUAAGAAUUUGCUACAAGUGUUAAAUAGUGAUUCGUUGAGCAAUUAAUUUUGAUGUUCACUCCUUUUGACACGAUGACAAAGUACUUAUCAUGAUAAGUUACGGAAACUCUUUAAACAUUGAGGGAUCUUGCUUUCACCCUUUCUCUCUUUCAUCCGACUGUUGUUGUUUGUGUCCUUCUUUUCAUUCAACGGUAGGCGUUAUUAAAUGCUCAAUUUGCAUAAUUCGGAUGGCAUGUAAUGCGGUGGUCCCGAUUACCACAAACUAAACGCAAAAAGAAAGGAACUCAACUUGAAAAUGAGACGAAAUAAAAACGUGCGAUACACACAAAUGUAAAUAUGUUGUUGCGCGCCAACAAAAAAUUACACGCUUAAUUGACACAGCAAGAGAGAGAGAGAGAGUUAAAACGCAACUUCUUUUUAUCACGUUACAAAUUUAAAUGUUUCGUCGGUGUUAUAUUGUUGUUUAGCUUCCACGUAUUUAAAUUUUUAUAUAUAUUUUCAGUUCGUGUUGUUAUUGUUAUUUAUCUCGAUUGUCUUAAGAAAUAAUGUUGAAUAUUAAAUUUCACGCAAGAAAGUGUUCACAUAAGUGAUUUUUCAAAUGCCUUCAUUUGGUCAAUGCACGAUACCGACUGCGAAUUUAGUUGUUGUGUUGAUUUUAUCAAGAUGAUAAAACAAGAAACCUAUUUGAAAUGUAAUUUAAUGUUGCCGUCACUUUGCGUGGUCGUACAACGUUUAUUAUAUCGGAAGCGUCGACACGUCACAUCUUGCUACCACUACAGUAGCCAUGGACUGUUUUAUGUGCUUUUGUUACUAAUUUAUAGCCAUAGUUCAUUGCAAUGGCCAGCGACUGUGUUGGCCGGUGAUAAAACAACAGCAAUAACAACACCAACACCAAAAACAACGAUAAACCAAAUCAAAGUCAACAAAAUUAAUGAAUAUAUUACGACAUCCAACGAACUGAAUGGCAUUUUAGCAGCUGUUCGAAUGGACGAUACCGAAGACGAGUAUUUUGAAGACGAUCAGGAUGACGAUAAUGAUUACAAAGAGCUAUUAUCAAAUAAAUCAGCAAAAGGAAUGUAUGUGGGAUCACCAUGCGACGGAUGGUGCAACAUAAAAUUGCAUCAUGUCAUUUGUGAUAAAGCGACAAAUACUUGUAUUUGCGAAAAAAAAUAUCCAGUCAUAAUCGGUCUAACCAAAGGAUGUGCCAAACCGAAAAAACUGGGAGAACAAUGCUUUUAUGAUCAAACUUGUAUGCAUAAUGAUAUAAAUUCAUUGUGUAUUCAAAUUCGACAUAAUGCAUUGUGCCAAUGCGUACAUGGAUAUCAUUCAGUAAGUUACCUGAAACCGACUAAACGUGUCUUUUGUACGGAGGAUAUGUCGACACUGACAUCCGAUUUACCGACAUUGCUGGGAGUGUCGACGGGAAUCGCUGUUUUGGCCGGUCUCAUUUGUAUGGUUUUGCAUUUAUUCACCAAAACCAAAUAUCCACGACAUCGACAGUUCACUGACAAUAAUUUACCUCCGCCAAUUAUGUAUUCCAGUGAUACAGUUCAUUCAGCUCGGCCAUCGUCACGUUCGAGCAUCCGAUCAAAUAAUUCAUUUGGCUCGUUUAGCCAUCGUCGACCGUCGUCAGCCCCGCACACAAAUUCGUCCGGCAGCAAAGGAGUUUUAGUAUCAACAUCACGUUCAGGUUCAAGAAGACCAUCUCUAGCAUCUGUGCACAGUACAAGCUCAUCGAUAAAAAGCUAUGGUGCAGCCCGUUUUGAAAAAGAGCUUCAACAAAAAGAGAUGCGCCAAGAGAUGAAACUCCGUUUGACGCGUUUACAACAGCAGCAACAAUUAAUACAAAAUAAACCGCAUAUUAUAAUCACUGAUCCGCAUGUAAUCGGUGGCGCUAUACCGAAAACAAUCGCCUUAAAAACUCCUAGUCCGCUUACGCCGAAUUCUCUGGAUGAACUUUUACCGUGUGUCAUUGAAACGGCCGAACCACCGACGCCAGUAAAACUGCAUCGUUCAGAAGCAUACACCGGUCUAUGUAAAUCAACACUUAGUGACGAGCUAUUUAAUUACAAAAAAACUACGUAAAGUUUAGUCGUAAUCCAUUUGUUUAAUUCAUAUACUUACACACACACAAAAAACGAUGUGAAAUUCUAUUUUAAAAAAAGGUACUGUGUACACGAUUAACAUUCAUUUGAGGAAAUUAAAAAAUAAUAAUAAUAAUCGAUUUUGAUAAAAAUACGAAUUGAAAAUCGAUUUUCAAUAUUCUAUGGAUCCAAAUAAAACUAUAAACACAUCAAUUCAAUCGUGGAGUACAUGAUCAAACCAUAGACUUCCCUUUCGGUUCGUCAUUACAUUAUUUUCCAGUCAGCAAACAAACUCAACACUGACCAACAUAUUUUGAAAAAAUUAUUCAAAUUGAAAAGAUUUAUAUUACAUACAAAUACACAUAGAAAGGCAGAAUUGAUGACAAUGUAUGUUACAAAUAUGGCUUUUAUAUAUGUAUGAAAAUAGGAAACCAAAGAAUUUGAUCUAUGUAAGUCAAUCAAUGUAUUUAAAAAAAAAGAGGAAGAAGUCGCACAAUUUAUGUUUUUUGUUUUUCAUUUUUCUCUUCGCCAAUUUCAGCUUAACAUUUUUCCUAUGUAUUCAAUAUGCUUUGACGUUAAUACAGAUAAAUUUAAUUUUUUGCCAUAAAUGAAUUGCAUAAAGCUAAUGUGAUCGUUUCAACCAUGAUCGAUUGGAGAAUUAGAAUUUUCACUACAAUACAAUGAAUUUAAUUCUAUUUUUAUUCAGUAAAAUUGUAUUUAGGUGCUAACGUUAUUUUUUAUGAAUACAAACAAAAAUAAACAGGGCGGGUUGCUUUUCAAUCUCUACGACUUUAUAAAGCGAUAACUAUGUGUUAGACUAUUAUCAAUGAUUAUUUGAUUGGACUGAACUAUACGAUGUUGAAUAAAACGGAGACAA